Molecule: messenger RNA, 3240 nt
Organism: Chara braunii
Lineage: Eukaryota; Viridiplantae; Streptophyta; Charophyceae; Charales; Characeae
Source: the annotation of a GenBank genome assembly
CGGCUGACUUGGAGCCCGCAGUUCGUGACCUCAUCCGAGAGUACCAUGACGUUUUCCCAUCGUCGUUCUCGUACGCCGGCAUCYCACCGAUGCGUGACGUCGAGCACUYCAUUCAGCUCGUGCCUGAMUAUCGUGUUCACCACCAGGCAMCCUACAGACUCUCGAWCCCYGAGGCCACCGAACUCAAGCGUCAGCUUGAGGAGCUCCUGAGACUGGGUUUCAUUAAACCCAGCAACUCCCCGUGGGGUGCACCCGUCCUCUUUGCUCGCAAAGCGGACGAAACUCUCCGUCUCUGCAUCGACUAUCGCGGUCUCAACCGCUACACGGUUAAGAACAGCUACUCCAUGCCUCGUUCCGAUCAGCUGUUCGACCGCCUAGCAGGCAACCGCUUCUUUACGAAGAUUGAUCUUCGUAGCGGUUACCAUCAGAUCCGCGUCGCUGCAGCCGACCAGCCGAAGACAGCGUUCCGAUCGCGCUUCGGCCACUACGWGUUUACGGUGAUGCCAUUCGGCCUCACCAAUGCACCCGCUACCUUUCAGAGGGCGAUGAACGAUAUCUUCAGGGACAUCCAAGAACAGUACGUUCUCGUCUACCUCGACGAUAUCCUGGUCUACAGUCGUACCCUUGAGGAGCACCUCAGACACCUCCGCGACGUCCUUGAUCGCUUGCGCAGACAUGGCUUCUACGCCAAGCUAAGCAAGUGCCGCUUUGCCCAACACAAAGUGGAUUUCUUAGGACACUACGUGUCUGACCAGGGUCUCCACAUGGACGACGCGAAGAUCACUGCUAUUGCGGAGUGGCCCGCCCCCACAUCCGCCAAGCAGCUUCGCAGCUUCCUAGGCCUGACCAGCUACUAUAGUAACUUCAUCCGGGGAUACGCUAGGUAUUCCUAUGUCCUUACCUCCACCCUCCUCCGGAAGAACCCACCCUGGGUUUGGACACCCCUCCACAAGGACGCCUUCCGCGCCCUCAAGAAGGCGGUGACAUGCGCAGCGGUCAUUCACUUACCCGAUUUUGAUCGCCCUUUUAUCCUUACCACCGAUGCGUCAGACUUUGCUGUAGGAGAAGUGCUUUCUCAGGUCUUCCCCUCCUCUCCUGAUUCCUCUCAUCCUCGUAUCCCUCGCUUCCCGCCACCUACCCCUACCACUGCUUCCUGUCUGAUGCGUACAUGUCCAGCUACUGACGAGCCCUCUAUUGACUAUUCUCCUACCAUCGCCGAGGACGACACUGUCGAGUCUCGCUCAGGUGAUUUUCCGAUAGCCUUCUACUCCCGUCAGCUCCUGUCCGCCGAGAUAAACUACACUGCUGAUGAACGUGAGGUUGUCGCAGUAGUUUAUGCCGCUCGGCACUGGCGUCACUACCUACACGGGGCACCAUUCACGGUGCGCACGGACAACUCUAUUGUCCAGGCUUUUCUUACAAAGUCGAAGCUCACUCCUCGACAGGCUCGCUGGUGGCGCGACCUAUCUGAGUUUAGUUUCACCACUGAGCACAUCAAGAGUGAGACUAAUCGGGUCGCAGAUGCCUUAUCCCGGCGCCCUGACCACGACCAGGAGCACAUCCAGCUCUCUUCCAUCUCGGUCACCACUGUCCACCACUCGGUGAUCGACAAGUUUCGCACUCAGUACCGCGACUGCCCCGACUAUCGCGACAUCCACGCGACCCUUCGGAGUGGCAAGACCGUCCCGAACUACUCUCUCGGGGACAACGGUCUUGUAUACUGGCACGGUUCACAGGGCACCAGAGAGCCCCGUAUUUGCAUUCCCUCCACUGGACAGCUACGUGUCCGAGCAGUAGCAGAGUUCCAUGACCAGGCAGUCGCCGGUCAUAUGGGCUUCCACAAGACGUUGGCUCGUGUGAGUUGCCUGUACGUCUGGCCGAAGCGCAAGAACUUUGUGAAGGACUACGUCGCAGAGUGUCCCACCUGUCAGGAGGUGAACAGUGCGAACCACCUACCUUAUGGUUUGCUCCAGCCUCUUCCUAUCCCUGAGGGUCGUUGGCAGUCUAUCUCGAUGGACUUUAUCGGUCCUCUUCGACCUCCGACCCCCCGCGAUCAUAAUGCUAUCCUGGUCGUCGUCGACCGCUUCACGAAGCGUGCACGCUUUGUUCCGUGCCGCUAUGCCAUCAGUGCACGUGAGGUCGUCGACAUCGUAUUUGACCGAGUCCUCCGCUUCUCCUCGUCUUACCAUCCUCAGACAGAUGGUCAGACCGAGAUCACGAACAGGACUCUCGGGGAUAUUCUCCGAAAGAUUGUUCGUGACGACCAGGAGUGGGAUCUCCAUCUUGCCCACGCGGAGAUAGCCUACAACCACGCCGUCUCGCCAGCCACGGGGAUGUCGCCUUACUAUUGCGACCUCGGCUACCACCCUCGUGUUCCCGCAGACUUCCUCCGACCGUCAUUGAUGCACCCCGACACGAGUUGUCCCGCGCUGGAUGACUGGGCUGCACACAUGACGUUGAUCAUGAAGACCGCACAUGAGCACAUAGCCGCUUCCCAGACUCGCAUGGCAGCACGUGCAAACCGAUCGAGGAUGGAUCAUCCAUUCAAAGUCGGUGAUGGCGUGCUUAUCGACGCUCGCCACUUACAGCUCGAACCGGACACGCUUCGCGAGUUUCGGCGCCGCUUCUUUGGCCCAUGCCGCAUCCUCCAGGCCGUCGGUUCUGAUACGGCUUCUAGCCCGGUCAGCUUCCGUGUGAAGCUGCCCAGCUACCUACGCCAGGCUCGUGUUCACGAUGUCUACCACGUCUCGUUAUUGCAUCCUUACCGCAGACCGUCUGAGCGUUUCGCCGGACGACCAUACGAGCGCCCUCCACCCAUCAUGGUGGACGGUCACGAGGAGUUCCUCGUUUCAAACAUCAUUGGUCGCCGAGUCACCGACGACAACCCUCCCCACGUCGAGUAUCUCGUACGUUGGAAGGGUUACCCCGAUGAGGAGGCUACCUGUGAGCCCCUCGAGCACUUGCAGCACGCUCGCAUGUUGGUGUGUGCCUAUGACCGUGCUCGUCGUGCUGGGUUCACUGCUCCUCCUCAGCCCACUGACCCUCCUUCUCCUCCGGCUAAGGAGACCGCUGAAGUCGAGCCUGCUCCAUCUGAGGCAGACCUUCAGCAGCAGCCGAAUGCUUCUGAGCAUCCACAGAGCACUCGCUGUCGUCCUGCUCGAUACGACGAUUGACUCUGACUUACCUUCCCACGUCUUUGACUUCUCAGUACUCCAUCCACAUCAGUUUUGCUACUUCAGC